UGCUUCCGGCUGCCUGCCUCUGCUGCUCUUCGCUGAGCUACAUCGGCCGACUCCACUGCAUAUCGUACUCCGUAUACCAGAUGAUGCAUUGAGGGUGGGUUUUAAUUGCACCACCCGAUAUGCAGUGCUGGUGCUCGGCGCUCCACUUGUAGCCGUUUUUCUGGUGAGAAAGGCCGAAAAAAGACACCAGGAAACUGUAGUGGAGAGGAAAAAAAAAGAAAAAAAAAAAAAGAACUGUGAGAGCAGACAGACAGGAGGCCACGGUUUCCCCCUCAACCACACACACACAUCACCGGGGCCUUGAUGGUGAUGUAUGCAAGGAAACCAGCAAGAGUCAGCGAUGGGUGCAACGACAGAAAGGAUCCCCAGUCCUAUCAGACCCAUAAAUCUCAGCCAAAGAGCCAAUCCAGCAGCGUACACCGCUACAACAAAGUGCGUGAUGUUUCAUCAGAUCCCAUACCCCCUUACAAGGUGCUGCGACGCUCUGAUGAAAGUCCUGUCAGCCGACAAGGAGAUAUUAUGGGGCAACAUGGGAAGGCCAAAAGCUCUUUCACUGUUCGAGGAAAAAAUGGGACCAGCAGCUCUCCUCAGGAGGCCUCUCACAACAACAGCUCCCACCAAGGCAGUGAAACUCAUGCCAGCCAGAGCAAGCCUGCAGAAAGAGACCCUGCUGAUGACUGGACAGAACACAUUAGCUCCUCCGGCAAGAAGUACUACUAUAACUGUAGAACUGAAGUUUCCCAGUGGGAGAAGCCCAAGGACCUGCUGGAGAGGGAACAGCGACAGAAAGACUCAGCCAAGAUGGCAGCAAACAGUUUCCCCAAAGACAUGGACUAUAGACAAGAGGCCUUGCAGGACAAAGCCACAACUAAGGCAGCACCAGGGGACCAAUCCACGUCAUCAAACAGCGGCCAUUCCUCUUCUUUGUCUUCUUCUCAGAGCCUAAACUCUGCAGCUGGUUCUUUAGGGUCCACCCCUUCCAACAUGUCAUCAUCCUCAUCAUCUACGGCGCAGGGGACUCCAUCUGCGCAGUCGCAAUCAUCUGCGCUGCUUCAGGACCCGGCCAUCCUGCAUCAGCUCCUUCCAGCUCUGCAGGCGACUCUGCAGAUGAACAACGGCAGCAUGGACAUGGCCAAACUCAAUGAAGUCUUGGCAGCUGCUGUCACCCAAGCUUCCUUGCGGUCUGUGCUUCAUAAGCUCCUUGCUGCUGGACCUGCUUUCAACAUCUCUGCUCUGCUCUCAGCUGCUCAGCACUCCAACCAAGCCCAGCACUCCAGUCAGUCCCCGGUAUCCGUGACGACAGAUGCAUCAUCACCACGCCCAUAUGUCUCGCCACGGAACGGCACCCCCCAAAACAGCCAGAAAUCCCUCCUGGGCAUGCAUAUCGGCAGCGUCACACCAUCACAAUCGAGAGGUGGCAUGCCUCCAGGAAAGCAGGGGUCGGUGACUUUGGGUCAGACAGCCGAUAAGCGUCCAGAGGACCCCAGAACUCUGCAGCAUAGAAGCCAAGAUAUUAUCUGCACGGGACCAAACAUGUCUGCCUUGCCUCAUGCACCAUCCAGCAGCAGCACCACCGCCCAAAACCAGUCGGACCCCCCCGGCUCCUUCACUCCCACCCUGGCAACUCAUUUCGAUGAAAACCUCAUCCGACACAUCCAAGGGUGGCCUUCAGAGAAUACUGAGAAACAGGCGGCUCGGUUGCGGGAGGACCUCCAUAACAUGGGCAGCCUGUACAUGUCUGAAAUCUGCACAGAAAUGAAAAACCUUCGCUCUCUGGUCAGAGUAUGUGAAAUCCAGGCUACACUGAGGGAGCAAAGAGUUCUGUUUUUGAGGCAGCAGAGCAAAGAGCUGGACAAACUGAAGAACCAGAACUCCUACAUGGUGUGAGGACAUAAGAAAGGCUGGAAAAUGGACAGCAAGCUGCUGCAGCCUCUCCCUGCUGUUUUAAACGGCUACAGACGAGUCUUUUUUCUUUUCCUCUUUUCAUUUUAACUUUUUAUUUUUUUUUGUCCACCACACGACUUGUUUCUCUGAAAAGCCAGACUCGUGGUUCAGACACCUUAACCGAGUGGACAGAGGACCUGUGACUAUUUGCAGACAGCACCUUCUUGGACCAUGAAGCUUGGAUUGUGUGUGUCAUAUUGGUUAAACUUGUUUUUCCGGCGUGUUUUAAUGUGUAGUGUUGAGGACGAGAUUCAAAACAAACUAAAACAUAUUCGCGUUUGUGCAAAAGCUCUUCGGAUUGAUGAACAUGGCUGUUCGUUGCACUUCUGAACCGGACAUUCUCGUACAUUAAAAUCCUUACAGAUGGAUUCUCGUUUUUCUAGGUUUUUGCUUUUUAUUCACUAUACUUGGACAUUGCUUUACCAUCUCGUUGUGUUUCAGAGGAGCUGAAAUCUUCCUGGCAUUACUUAUUCCAUCUGUUUUCUCAGUCCCUCGGUCGAGGUCUGUGUGGUUCCAGUUGGACAAAGUCAGUUCUGUUCGCUCACUGAAGAUGUUUUAAGAAUCUUUCUGACUAAAGCAUACAUCUGCUAGACCUACAGUAGCUGCUUGUAAAACUGAGCUUCUGUACAUUAGUCUCUGCUGCCAACUUUCUCAUUCCUUCUGUAGUUUAUACCCAAUCAGCCAUGUUCUGUUGUAUCCCGGGAACUACUGCAUUCCUUUUGAUUUACCUUGGAAAGAGAUUUUGUGAGUCAUUACAAAAGUGAUUAAAUAAACAGUCACGCAAAGUUAAA
This is a messenger RNA of Cyprinodon tularosa, 2735 nucleotides long. Its product is annotated as WW domain-containing adapter protein with coiled-coil-like. NCBI's taxonomy places the organism in Eukaryota, Metazoa, Chordata, Actinopteri, Cyprinodontiformes, Cyprinodontidae. The coding region runs from base 304 to 1887 and encodes 527 amino acids. The transcript has 13 exons. The record is from RefSeq and is a predicted model, not a curated record. Gene Ontology annotation, biological process: regulation of autophagy; positive regulation of TORC1 signaling. Gene Ontology annotation, cellular component: nucleus. Gene Ontology annotation, molecular function: chromatin binding; RNA polymerase II complex binding.